AUGGUAGACUGUCUGAGCAUUACAUCUGUUGGUGGUGGUGGUAGACACCAAUUUUGUCUUUCUGUUUGCAAAGCUCUUCUCUUUCCUUGUCUAAACGUAGAUGUUUCGAAUCAACCAACCUCCUCCUCUGCUGCAUCACAUGUGAUUAGGAGAUCAUACUCUAGCAAGUCGUUUGCAGGCUACAACUAUAGAUAUGCAAUUGAUCCCAAUCUACAACUUGUUCAUUAUACUCUUGAUCAAGCGAUUGCAUGGAGAGCUCCAGCUCUAGACAGUGGAGUAGGUAUACCAAUCUAUCAGUACCACUCUGCCUAUGUCUAUGGUGAUCGUUACAUGUACUCGACCAAUGCCAACUAUGGACAAGGCUGGAUCAAGGAUGGACCUGUCUUUAAUGGUUUUGCUACUGCUUCGGCCGUCGAUGGAACCGUUCCAAUCUAUCGAUACUCGAUUUCAAAUAGCGAUGCCGGGCCAAGAUACAUGUAUAGUACCAACAAAAACAUCCCCAAAUCAACCGAUUGGGUGAUAGAGACGGUUGCCUUUCACUGUCUGCCAUUGCCUCAAGUUGUACUACCAGAUUAUGUCCUCAAGUUGAGCACUGGCAAGGUUGUCGUUCCAUCAAACACUGCCUAUUCGUUUGGAGUAUCAAAUUUCUCGGUCACUACAUUAUUCCGUACUACUGUCGCUGGCUCUUUGGUCACCAGAAAGUCGGCAGAAGGUCGUGAAGGUAAUGGAGGGUGGACUUUGACGGUUGCUGCCAACGGAGUGUUUACAUUCCUCACUGACAAUGGCACAGGAUUCAGUCGUGCAAAGACUGGCAACACCAAGGCGCUAAACGGACAAUGGCAUCACGUUGCAGCCAUCAGAAUCGGUGCAUCGUUGGAGAUUUGGCUGGAUGGUGUCAAACAAACAGUUACUAUAGCCAACCAGACAGCAACACCUCCAUUAGAUGUCGGAACGAAUGGAUAUCCAGUCACCUUUGGCGACAAUGACCAAGUCCCUCUUCAAUUUGUUGGCGAGUUGGAAGACGUGACCAUCUGGAAUGUGGCUAUUAACAAGACUCAACUUGCAAGCACCAUGUUUAAUAUUGUCGAUGGAAACGAGACUGGAUUGGUUGGAUACUGGCCCAUGGACUAUGACCUCACCGACAAAUCAAUUACCGGUGCCAAUGGAAUGGGCUUUGGUGGCAUGUCGUAUUUGCCAAAUUUUAACACCAAAUUUGUUCAAGGAGGUACAAACCAAUACUCUUUUGUAUCGGUAGUCAAUCACGCAAACUCAAAGAGACCAGAUGACCCAGCCACUAUCGCUCGUACUCAGGUUAUCACCGUGGUUAGUGGGGCACCGAUCCUGGCAGUCAGUCUUUGUGCAAUGUCAUUCCACACAUUCCCAGCAGGGUUCACACUAUCAAUGACCGAUCCAACUGGAACCGUUUACAACACUGUACAAAACACGGCAACAGUGUAUGUGUCGAUGGUUGGAAGUUCGGUCUACCAGAUGGUGGUUCGACAACCAAAGGUUGGAGAUUGGGUGGCCACAGUCACCGGUCCAGUCGACAUCCCAUUCCAUCUCUGUCUCAGCACCGUGCCCAGUCGAAACAUUGUUCCGACCAUCCAAACCUCGUUGAUGCCGCUGUACAAGGUCGAUCCAAUGACCGGUGACAUUAUGGACUCUCCAUUUGAAGGUCGUCGUCUUGGUUUCAAAUCAGUACUCAAAAAAUCAGCCUAUCUUGGAUACUCUACCAAUGGACUGAGUGUAAUGUCGGCUGUUUUAUCAGUCACCCAACCAGACAUGCCAACCACAUCGACCGUCACUGCGCCACAAGCCUUGUCGGCGGCCAUGGGCACGUCGAAAAGCUUUGUCAAUGCUAUUUCCGGUCUCAGUCCAAUGGAGGCGUCAAAGAGAACCGCCAUCGAUGUUGAAGGCUCUGGCAACCCAAACAUCCAAUCUCUUUUCAAACUGGUUUGGGAUAAUGUCAAGGUCGCAGUCACAGUCAACGGCCAGACUGUUUACCGUGCCACCACCGACACAUCGUUGUUCCUUGACAGAGUUCAAAUGGCGCUUGCCGACGACCACCAGCUUCAACUUGAUAUCGGUGGACAAGGUCGCAGUAUAUUGAAUCGUUGUGGUUUCAUUGAUGCAAUCAACGUCAACACUAUUGUCAAGAGCACAUAUCAAGAGAUUGGAGGAGAUGGAUUGUACACCUAUCUUGACAUUCCAAACAAUAUCGUUUUGCAAAGUUGGACCAGUCCCAUCCCACUCAAAGACGGCUCUGUCAACUAUAUCACAAUGCAAGGAGCCGCACUGACAGACUUUAUCGUAACAGAGAUCUCUCGUUUGAUUGCCCCCGCUGGAAAGGUUGGGCUAUGGAUCAGCCCAACCUACUUGCCAAAGGUCCAAACAUUGGCAACCAACCUCAACACCACCAUCAAGUACAGUUGUUCUGGAGGUACCAAUCCUUCGAUCUGCAGUGUCGACUGUGUUGAUGAGUUUGAUGGAAACUAUUCUGGUUUCCCAAUCUAUACCAAAAUGUGUCUCACCAACCAAAGAAUCUCUGCAUUCAAGUCGCCACCAUUUGUUCAGCCAAUCGCAGAGGAGCCAAUCGCAGAACCAGAAUCAGACUUUGUCAUGGUCCAAGGAGAAAAGGAAAAAGAAGAAUCAAAUCAAGUAAAGGUCGAUCCCUUACUCGAGCAAAUGAAGAAAUUAUUUGAAUCAUUAUCACCAAAAGACAUUGAAUAUAUUACUCAAUCAUCAAGAAAAUAA
Cavenderia fasciculata is the source of this 2754-nucleotide messenger RNA. RefSeq lists its product as uncharacterized. The coding region runs from base 1 to 2754 and encodes 917 amino acids. Lineage: Eukaryota; Evosea; Eumycetozoa; Acytosteliales; Cavenderiaceae. The transcript has 4 exons. The record is from RefSeq and is a predicted model, not a curated record.